Molecule: messenger RNA, 833 nt
Organism: Corvus hawaiiensis (hawaiian crow)
Lineage: Eukaryota; Metazoa; Chordata; Aves; Passeriformes; Corvidae
Gene: GTF2H5
Product: general transcription factor IIH subunit 5
Exons: 3
Coding region: 184-399 (71 amino acids)
Biological process (GO): transcription initiation at RNA polymerase II promoter; nucleotide-excision repair, preincision complex assembly; transcription by RNA polymerase II
Cellular component (GO): transcription factor TFIIH holo complex; transcription factor TFIIH core complex
Source: RefSeq, a predicted model, not a curated record
CCGGCGUGCGCGUGCGCGUGCGCGUGCGCCGGCCGGGAAGCGGCGGGGCGGAAGGUGCGUGUGGGGGAUCGGAGCCCCGGGGAAAUCUUCUGUCCGCGUCGGAGAUUUCCUGUGAUCGCCGGUGCGAUCCAAAGCAAGGGUUGUUCUUGCCGAUUCUUCAGCGGUCGUAAGGAAACCGAGAAGAUGGUGAAUGUUCUGAAAGGUGUUCUGGUUGAGUGUGACCCAGCAAUGAAGCAGUUUCUGCUCUACCUGGAUGAGUCAAAUGCUUUGGGAAAGAAGUUCAUCAUACAAGACCUGGAUGAAACGCAUGUCUUUGUAUUAGCAGAGUUGGUCAACUUCCUCCAGGAGAGAGUGGGCGAGUUAAUGGACCAGAACUCCUUUCCUAUUACUCAGAAGUGAGAAAAACGAGAGAAAUUAGAUUACUGCAAGUUUUGGAACAGUGAAUUUCAAUAGCUUGGGCGGUUACUGUUUUAAUAGAUAGCACUGUGGCUUGUAAGUUCUACAUAGAAGUGGCUACUCUAGAAAAUGCAUCAUUUUCAUAGACAAAAUAGUCUGGAAUUGGAUUUUGUUUCUCAUUUUGAAAGAAUGUGGUAUCUUUAUUAAAAUGCUUAAAAUUAUACACUUGAGGACUUCCAUUUAGAAUUUUUGAUGCAUGCUCUCUGGUUUUCCUUUAGGCUUUUUAUCUUGCAAGAUGAUAUGACCCAAAAAGUAGAGUAGUGCUUCUGUACUGGAAUGCUGUAUGAGGUUCUCUGACAUGUUGUGUUCCUGUAGAAUUGAUUGAAUCUGAUUAUAGUGUGACUGAUAAAAAGUAAAGAAUGUCUGUUGAAGCAUAA